Agelaius phoeniceus (red-winged blackbird) is the source of this 1632-nucleotide messenger RNA. It is a transcript of the gene FICD, whose product is annotated as FIC domain protein adenylyltransferase. NCBI's taxonomy places the organism in Eukaryota, Metazoa, Chordata, Aves, Passeriformes, Icteridae. Gene Ontology annotation, molecular function: protein binding. The record is from RefSeq and is a predicted model, not a curated record.
CCGAGCACAUCACCCUGACCUACAGCACAUCACCCAGACACAGAGCGCAUCACUCAGACCCACUCUUACCCGGCACAGAGCUGUGGCUAAAUCUGUGCAUUCCCAGGUGGGAGCAGUGACAGGGGAGAUGCCCCAGGUGUCGGUGCUGGACUCAGGAUGAAUCUCGUGGCGAUGGCGACCGAUCCCGAGCUCCAGUGGGUGUCCCUGUGGCUCCGUGUGCGCUGGGCGGCCGUGCUGGUGCUGCUGCUGAGCUCACUGGUGAUGCUGCUGCUGCCGCUGGACAACCAGUGCCAGGCUGUGCUCAAGGGCCUGUCCUUGCUGAGGAACAGGCUGGGCUCCUCCUCGGGAAUCAGCAGGCUCACGGGACAGAGCACCGAGCUGAGCGUCACCUCCCGGGGGCUGGAGCUGCUGGUGCUGAAGGGAAAAGCAUCCCCAGAGGUGAAGCUGGAAGCCAGAGCAGCUCUGAAUCAAGCCCUGGAGAUGAAGCGCCAAGGGAAGCGGGAGAAGGCCCACAAACUCUUCCUGUACGCCCUCAAAAUGGACCCGGAUUACGUGGAUGCCCUGAACGAGUUUGGGAUCUUUUCAGAGGAGGAGAAGGACAUCCUGCAGGCUGACUACCUGUACUCCAAAGCUCUGACCAUCUCCCCCCACAACGAGAAGGCUCUGAGCAACCGCGGCCGGACGCUGCCCUUGGUGGAGGAGAUCGACCAGAGGUACUUCAGCAUCAUCGACAGCAAGGUCAAGAAGGUGAUGGCCAUUCCCAAGGGGAAUUCUGCCCUGCGCCGGGUGAUGGAGGAAUCCUACUACCACCACAUCUACCACACGGUGGCCAUCGAGGGGAACACGCUGACGCUGUCUGAGAUCCGGCACAUCAUCGAGACCAGGUACGCCGUUCCCGGGAAGAGCCUGGCGGAGCAGAACGAGGUGCUGGGCAUGCACGCUGCCCUCAAGUUCGUCAACACCACGCUGGUGUCGCGCAUCGGCUCCGUCACCAGCAGGGACAUCCUGGACAUCCACCGGCGCGUGCUGGGCUACGCCGACCCCGUGGAGGCCGGGCGCUUCCGAGCCACGCAGGUCUUCGUGGGCCACCACAUCCCGCCGCACCCGCAGGACGUGGAGAAGCAGAUGGAGGAGUUCGUGCAGUGGAUGAACUCGGAGGACGCCAGCAGCCUGCACCCCGUGGAGUUCGCGGCGCUGGCGCACUACAAGCUGGUUUACAUCCACCCCUUCGUGGACGGCAACGGCCGCACCUCGCGGCUGCUGAUGAACCUGAUCCUGAUGCAGGCGGGCUACCCGCCCAUCACCAUCCGCAAGGAGCAGAGGGCUGAGUAUUACCACGUGCUGGAGGUGGCCAACGAGGGCGACGUGCGGCCCUUCAUCCGCUUCAUCGCCAAGUGCGCCGAGACCACGCUGGACAUGCUGCUCAUCGCCACCACCGAGUACUCCGUGGGCCUGCCCGAGGCUGGCUGCAAACAAACCAUCCCCGUCAAGACUUGAGGGGUUUGGGCAAAUUCAGGAGCUGUGGGAGAGCAGAACUCCAAGCUGUUCCUGCUGGGAGGUGACUGGACGGGAGGUGUCACUUGAGCAUUUUUGUUUAUUUAAAUUUGAUUAAAUUAAUAUUAUUUAUUUAUA